CGAAUCCGGAUUUACAAGUGGAUCUUCGGAGACGACCAUUUGUGGUUCCCCAGGAUCGCGGUACAAUGUUUGUGGUCGGGGGUCCUCCUCCAAUUCCUCACAUCACCCGUAGGAUGAACUAGGCCGCUGAAUUGGGGUAUAUAGUCGUCUGUUCCUCCCAAGAUCCUCAGAAGCACUCACUAAACCCUCAGUUCACCAGAAAGCUUCUCUCUCACCUCACCAGGACACGAUGGCCGCCGCUACCGCCUGUGCCUCCUCCACCUUCGCUGGUCAGGCUCUCGGAGCCUCCAGCAAUGCCCUCGCUGCCAAGGUCAACGUUGGUGAGGCUCGCGUGGUGAUGCGCAAGACCGUGAAGAGCACUCCCACCAGCAUCUGGUACGGUGAGGACCGACCCAAGUACUUGGGCCCAUUCUCCGGCGCCACCCCAAGCUACUUGACCGGUGAAUUCCCCGGUGACUACGGCUGGGACACCGCUGGACUCUCUGCUGACCCAGAGACCUUCGCCAAGAACCGUGAAUUGGAGGUGAUCCACGCCCGAUGGGCCAUGUUGGGAGCUUUGGGAUGCGUCUUCCCCGAGCUUUUGAGCAAGAACGGUGUCUCCUUCGGAGAGGCAGUGUGGUUCAAGGCCGGAUCUCAAAUCUUCGCUGAGGGAGGUUUGGACUACCUCGGCAACUCGAGCCUCAUCCACGCUCAGAGCAUUCUGGCCAUCUGGGCCUGCCAGGUCGUGCUCAUGGGAGCCAUCGAGGGAUACAGAGUGGCAGGAGGACCCUUGGGUGAUGUUGUCGACCCAAUCUACCCCGGAGGCUCAUUCGACCCCCUGAACUUGGCUGAGGACCCAGACACCUUCGCCGAGCUGAAGGUGAAGGAGCUGAAGAACGGAAGGUUGGCGAUGUUCUCCAUGUUCGGAUUCUUCGUCCAGGCCAUCGUCACCGGAAAGGGACCCAUCGAGAACUUGUCCGACCACUUGGCUGACCCCGUUGCCAACAACGCCUGGGCUUACGCCACCAACUUCACCCCCGGAAACUAGAGAUGUCUUGAUCACAGAUUUGAUUGGGUACUCCUGUACAAUAUCGAGUCGCAUCCACUAUGGCCAUUCUUUGAUUAAAAUUAAUCUAUUAGUGUAUAUUUUGCCCGCUGUGUGGAGGCGAACCAUUUUGUGUAUCUGUUCCCGAGGCGGAGAGCCUUUGAUCGCUUGAUCAAAUUUAUAAAAUUUAUGAAAGCGAAACUUGCCGUACGACUUCAUGUCACCUGUGCAUUACUACGAAGGAGGAGAUUACGUGGAAAUUGUGCUUGUGAAUCCUAUCAUGUUUUGAACCUCUGAGAGACGCAACUUGUUCGUUCAGGAUCAGUCAAACAUGAAGUUCAGGAGAGUAAAAUAACCGGAGGAAAAGAAGAGCAUAGAAAAAGGCAAGCAGAGAAAAUGCACUAAUAAAUGGAAGGAAAAAACAUAAAAAGAAGCGCACUAACACGU
Messenger RNA from Marchantia polymorpha subsp. ruderalis, 1471 nucleotides. The record is from the annotation of a GenBank genome assembly. NCBI's taxonomy places the organism in Eukaryota, Viridiplantae, Streptophyta, Marchantiopsida, Marchantiales, Marchantiaceae.